AUGCUUCAUGGGGAGCUGCUGAUGGACAACGCUUCCCUAAGGGACUUCCAAGGCGGCGAAGGCACUUAUGUGGCCAACGCGUUGGAGAGGACCCUGUUGCUCCCUACUGAUAUGGAUGAAUUGAGGAAUUUGAGGAGGCAAGAGGUCUUCCUCAAUAUUAAGAGGUAUUUGGGCAUGGCAGUCCAGGCCACCUAUAGGCUAGAGGAGGACACCAAGAAGCAGCGUAAGUUCGUGGAACUUGAGCGUAAUAAGCGCGUGGAGGCUGCGCGGACCCUCAAAAACUUCGAGGCUGACCUCACGAAGGCUAAGGAGGAGCUAAAGGAAAUGACCAGGGCCAGGGACAGUGUUGAAGCAGGCCUGGCCGGUGCCCAAAGACAGGCCGAGGACCAGACGAGGCGCUUGCUCGAAGCCGAGGGACAAUUGAAGAUUGCCAAGGAGCAGAUCGACGAUUUAAAGAAGAAGCUGUUCGAGGCAGAGAAUGCUAAGGGCGUCGCAGAAUGGGCCAGGGACGAGGCCUUGAGGGCCAAGACAGAGGCGAAAUUCGCUAGGACGGAGGCCAAGAGCUCUAAGGAGAAAGCCGAGGAGGAGGCUUAUGACACGAGGGUGGCUGAUACCCAAGCCAUUCUCAAGGCUCAAAUCCCUGGAGUAUGCAAGCUUUACUGCUCCCAGGUUUGGAAUGAAACCCUCAAACAAGCUAGGGUGGAGGCUUCAUCAGAUCUGUGGAAGGCGGAGAAGGGUCCUGAGGCUAAUCCUGCUCAGCUCCCCAAGGAAGGGGAUGUCUCCCAGGGUCUUGAGGCCAAUCCUACUCAGCUCCCCAAGGAAGGGGCCAAAAUAAAAUUGAAGAAGUAG
Quercus robur (English oak) is the source of this 849-nucleotide messenger RNA. RefSeq lists its product as uncharacterized. The record is from RefSeq and is a predicted model, not a curated record. The transcript is spliced from 3 exons. NCBI's taxonomy places the organism in Eukaryota, Viridiplantae, Streptophyta, Magnoliopsida, Fagales, Fagaceae. Bases 1 to 849 code for a protein of 282 amino acids.